UAUCAUUUGGCGCGUUUACGUUCGGCAACCGUUUUAUUCGUGAUUUGUCGUUUGCAAGCUUUGGUAGCGUUGUAUUAACAUUGUUAAACAAUGGCAGGCGGUAAAGCUGGUAAAGAUAGCGGAAAAGCCAAAGCCAAGGCGGUAUCUCGGUCGGCGCGUGCUGGAUUACAGUUUCCUGUUGGAAGAAUCCAUAGACACUUGAAAAAUCGGACAACGAGUCACGGCAGAGUUGGGGCAACUGCAGCAGUUUAUUCAGCAGCUAUUUUAGAAUACUUAACAGCUGAAGUGCUAGAAUUAGCUGGUAACGCAAGUAAGGAUUUAAAAGUAAAAAGAAUAACACCACGUCAUUUACAACUUGCAAUAAGAGGAGAUGAAGAGCUCGACAGCUUAAUUAAAGCCACAAUUGCCGGUGGAGGAGUAAUUCCACAUAUUCACAAAUCCUUGAUUGGAAAGAAGGGAGCACAUUCACAGCCAGCUUAAAGCUAACUUAACACCUAGUUACAUUUUAUACAAAGACUUGUACCAUGUGUCGAUAAUGUGUUUUAAUAUUGUUCGGCACAUACUCACUGUAUGCAAGGCAGUGCAGUAUGUUAAAUAUUAAAAGAAUUAUUUGUCGUUUUAAAAUUGACUCAACUUUACUACUGUGGGUAUCGCAGACGUUUAUUUGUCUUUGAAAUUGUACUGAUAAUUUGUUUGAACGUGCCUUGUCCUUUAAUAUUUUUCUCAGUUGUAAUUAGGUAUAGAUCUAAUGUGUAUUUUAGCAUGUAGUUGUUCAUUUUUACAUUUACAUAAAUGUAAUUUGUGUUCAUUUCAUAUAAAUAAAUAAUUUUCUUAUAUUUCA
This is a messenger RNA of Anoplophora glabripennis (Asian longhorned beetle), 841 nucleotides long. RefSeq names its product histone H2A.V (gene His2Av). Gene Ontology annotation, cellular component: nucleosome. Gene Ontology annotation, molecular function: protein heterodimerization activity; structural constituent of chromatin; DNA binding. NCBI's taxonomy places the organism in Eukaryota, Metazoa, Arthropoda, Insecta, Coleoptera, Cerambycidae. The transcript is spliced from 4 exons. The record is from RefSeq and is a predicted model, not a curated record. The coding region runs from base 91 to 480 and encodes 129 amino acids.